Messenger RNA from Panicum virgatum (switchgrass), 1208 nucleotides. RefSeq lists its product as uncharacterized. NCBI's taxonomy places the organism in Eukaryota, Viridiplantae, Streptophyta, Magnoliopsida, Poales, Poaceae. Bases 260 to 772 code for a protein of 170 amino acids. The transcript has 2 exons. The record is from RefSeq and is a predicted model, not a curated record.
ACCGUGGACGUCUAGUUUCACCAUUUGUUCCUAUGCACCCAACGAGCAUCUAACGAAGCAAAAGCAAGAGAAACAGAGAGUGAGUUCGAGAAGGUGUGAGCGCUCCACUGAGCGGUCGAGCGGAGCAUGGAGCUCGCCUUGGGGGCCAUGGCCGGCCUGGCCCCCAAGCUGCAAGACCUGCUCAUGGCCGAGUACGCCGUGCAGAAGGGCCUCAAGUCCGACAUCGUGUCCCUCUCCAGUGAGCUUGUGAGUUGUGACGAUGAAUGCCGCCCUCGUCGACGCGUCUCGGAUCCCACCGGACCAGCUCACUGAGGUGGAAAAGCUCUGGGCACGAAAGGUCCGGGAGCUGUCGUUCGACACGGAGGAUGCCGUCGACGACUUCAUCCUGCGCGUGGCCUGCGGCGACUCUACAGCCGCGGACACCGACGCCAAUGUCUUCAAGAAGAUCCUUGGCAAGGCCACCGCCCCGAUGAAGAAGAUCAAGGAUCGGCGCCAGAUCUCCGACAGGGUCAAAGACAUCAAGAAGCUUUCCAACGAGUUAGCUGAGCUUCGUGCCAAGUACACAGUUAGAGGCGCGGGAGCUGAUCUUGCCGCGAGCACUGGCAUCGACCCCCGUAUCAUCAAUCUGUACAAGCAAGAGUCAGAUCUCGUUGGCAUCGAGGAGUCGAGGGACAAACUAAUCAGGAUGCUGUCAAUAGGGACCAAAGAUGAUGAUGCUAUCCAGCAGAACCUAAAGAUAAGUGUCUAUUGUCGGGGUAGGAGGACUGGGUAAGACUACUCUAGCCAAAACGGUGCAUGACAUGCUUAAGAAACAAUUCAGCUGUUCUGCUUUUAUUUCUGUUGGUAGGACUCCUAAUCUGAUUAGGACAUUUGAGAAGAUGCUAUUGGAACUCGAUCAAAAGUAUAGCCAAGUCGACAUGGCAAGAUGGGAUGCAGAGCGAUUCUCGAAUGAACUGCGUAAAUUCUUGGAGGACAACAGGUACUUCAUCGUUGUUGAUGACAUAUGGGAUAAAGGAUCAUGGCAAGCAAUAAGAUAUGCUUUGAAGGACAAUAAUUGUGGAAGUAGAAUAAUCAUGACUACUCGGAAUUCUGAGGUUGUCACCAAAGCAGAAGAGCUGUAUAUACAAAAACAUCUUUCUGAUGAAAACUCAAAGAAAUUAUUCUACAAAAGAAUACAGAGUGAGGAAGGAGAAAGUCUUGAUGAUGUA